Messenger RNA from Blepharisma stoltei, 1641 nucleotides. The record is from the annotation of a GenBank genome assembly. NCBI's taxonomy places the organism in Eukaryota, Ciliophora, Heterotrichea, Heterotrichida, Blepharismidae.
AUGGACAACGACUGCAGCAUAUUGUGCAUUCUCUGUGCACUCAAAGGGGUGAUUUCUGUCAACUAUGCGGGCUUCCACAAAGUUUGCAAUACUCAUAGUGAGGAAACUAACGUUGGAACAGAACUCAAUUGCAAACAUUGCAACUCCAGAGUAAAAAUUAUUUGUCUGAAGCAAAUACCAAUACCUACCUGUGGAUAUUGUGAACAAAAAGAAGGUAUUUAUCAAAUUCCUGCUUGUAAACAUAGGUUUUGUGUAGAUUGUUUUCAAACCGACGCGAAUUCAUAUGAAGAUUGAUGGUUUUGCCCAAUUUGCAAGAGCUACGUAGAAAGCCCAGCUCCUUUUUUCAGAACGCAAAGAGAGCUUGAGGCAAAGCAGAAAAAUGCCCCAAUUGCAAAAAAAGACCCAAAAAUUAAUGCAAAAAAUAAUAAAGCAAAAAAAGAGGUUUUUGUGCCUGAAAAAGGUAGCCAUGAACCAAAAAAUUAUGAUCUCCCUGAUAUAAGUUGUGUGCAGAAAAAGAAUACACCAAUAAUUAAUGAAGGAAAUAAUAAAGGUCUUGGAGAAAGUGAUCUACCUGGUAUAAGCAAUUUUCAGAAUCUGCAAACUUCGGGGCUGGACCUUCCUGAUAUAAGUGUUAAUCCUUCUAGUCUGCAGAAUCUUGUACCUAAUGCAGGCUUUAACCUCCAGUAUCAGCAAGCUGAGGAUCUUCCUGAUAUAAACCCUACAGAUUCAUUUCUGCGUGGAGAAAAAGAAGAGCUUAUAGACUCAAGUGUCAAUGUGCCAUAUCGGCCAGCUAAAAAAAAUGAUCAACCAAAUCUUUCUUGGAAACAAAAUGAUCAGUCAGAAUUUGAAGAAAUAUCAGAUAAGUUUUUGAAAAAUAGCAAGCCAAUAGAAUUAAAACCAUUAGAGCCAGAACUAUGUGAAAUCCACCAUGAAAUUGAAAUUCCUGUAGCUGAGCCUGUAGAGCCAGCACAAAUAGACGAAUUAGUUAUGCAGUGCACGAUCUGCUAUUCUUGGUAUUUAGAAAUUAUAGAUAAUGGUGCCUCGCUUUAUUGUGGACACUGCAAAUCGAAAUUUUGCCCAAUAUGCUUGAUCAAGCUUGAAAACCAUGAAAAGUGUAGAGAAGUUAGAGAAAUCUUCACAUGACGCCUACACCAUAAGAACUAUUUUUUGGCCUAUUUUUUGGAUUUAGUUUAUUUUGAAUAAUUCAAAUAAUAAUUAUUUCGAUAUAAAUAUUAGGAAAAAUAAUUUAGAAAAAUGUAUCAAAAUAAAUAAACCAAAAAAUUUACCAAAAAAAAAAAUAGGCCAAAAAAAAGUUUUUAUGGAAGGAACACUAGGAGCAGCACUUUUGGAAGAAUAUAUGAAAUAAAUCUAAAGCUAGAUCAAUUGGGCUUAGUUGUUCAAAAGUGCCCUAAUUGCUAUUGAUUGCAGACAUAUGAUCGAACGGACCCAAAUUUUGAUAAUUAUGGGACCUGUAGAAAUGAGAAGUGUAAGGGGAAAAAGUUUUGCUUGCUCUGUACAGGCGAUCCAAAUCCAAAUCAUGACUGUUUAAAUGAGGAGAAGUUAAAGAAAGAAAUCAAAUAUCAUGAGAUAAGAGGAUACACUUUCCCUAAAAGCUUUUUUGAGAAAAGAUUUCAUAAGUAA